Molecule: messenger RNA, 2858 nt
Organism: Leucoraja erinaceus (little skate)
Lineage: Eukaryota; Metazoa; Chordata; Chondrichthyes; Rajiformes; Rajidae
Gene: gfap
Product: glial fibrillary acidic protein
Exons: 10
Coding region: 93-1436 (447 amino acids)
Biological process (GO): regulation of chaperone-mediated autophagy; intermediate filament organization
Cellular component (GO): cell projection; intermediate filament; cytoplasm
Molecular function (GO): structural constituent of cytoskeleton
Source: RefSeq, a predicted model, not a curated record
CCGGAGCGUGUAUAUAAGCGGCUGCCCGCAGGCUGGGUCUCAGCUUCUCCUGCGCCCACACGUCCUGACAGACAGACAGAGAGAGUGCAGAGAUGACCAUGAGCUUCGAAUCCACUCAGACCUCGUCUUACAGAAGGAGAUUUGGGGGUCUCAGCACCACCCCCGGGAGCAGAUACAGCUUCACUAAGAGGUCUACUCUCCCAGUGUCCUCCAGAAGCUCUGUGGUCCGAAUGAAACAACACGUUAACUACCCAACUAAAGUUGCAGGGAUGUACCAGGAGAAGCUCAACUUCUCACUGUCGGACGCCCUCAAUGCAGAGUUCAAGGAGACUCGAACCAACGAGAAGUUUGAGAUGAUGGAGCUGAACGACCGCUUUGCCAGUUACAUCGAGAAGGUGCGCUUCCUGGAGAACCAGAACCAGGUCCUGGUCACCGAGCUCAACCAGAUCAAGGGGAAGGAGCCCAGCCGGCUGGGGGAGAUGUACCUGGACGAGAUCAGGGAACUGCGGCAGCAGAUGGACCAGCUGAACAGCGCCAAAGCUCGCCUGGAGAUCGAGAGGGACAGCCUGCUGGACGACCACAACAACCUGAAACAGAGGUUACAAGAUGAGAUGACUCUCCGUACCGAAGCUGAGAAUAACCUGGCCGCAUAUAAACAGGAUGUUGAUGAUGCUGCCUUGGUUCGGAUUGAUUUGGAACGGAAAAUCGAUUCCUUGCAGGAUGAGAUUGACUUCUUGAAGAAGGUCCAUGAUGAGGAAAUCCGGGAGCUGCAGGAGCAGCACCAGUUGCAGCAGGUCCAUGUUGAGGUGGACGUCUCCAAGCCAGACCUCACCGCUGCCCUCAAGGACAUUCGCACCCAGUAUGAAUCUGUUGCCUGCAAGAACAUGCAGGAGGCAGAGGAGUGGUACAAAGCCAAGUUCUCCGAUCUGAAUGACGCUGCGACUCGCCAGGCUGAAGCUCUGCGUCAGGCCAAGCAGGAGGUGAACGACUAUCGCAGGCAGAUUCAGUCCCUGACGUGUGACCUGGAAGGUCUGAAGGGCACGAACGAGUCAUUGGAACGCCAGUUGCGUGAGAUGGAGGAGCGCUUCAAUUUUGAGACCAACAAUUACCAGGACAACAUCGGCCACAUGGAGACUGACAUCCAGAACCUGAAGGAGGAGAUGGCUCGUCAUCUGCAGGCAUACCAGGACCUGCUCAAUGUCAAGCUGGCUCUGGACAUCGAGAUCGCCACGUACAGGAAGCUGCUGGAAGGGGAGGAGAGCAGAAUUUCAAUGCCUGUCCAGAGUUUCUCCACUCUCCACAUACGAGAGACGAGCCUGGAAUCUAAAGGCACCACUGACGUUCAAGCAAGAAGGAAUAUUCUGAUAAAGACGGUGGAGACGCGAGAUGGUCAGGUUAUUAAUGAGUCCAGCGCAGAACGCAAGGAAGCGGCAUAAUUGAACAUUCCAGCCCAGUGCAAGAACACAUUAGUGUGGAAACUCCACUGUAGUUCGCUCGCACACCUAGAGUAGAUCUUUGCAGCCACAAUCGUAGUAGGAUGGGAAAGAAAGGAAGUGGAAUCUUGGGAUUGUGUGACACGUCAGCAUGUAGAAACAUUGAAACAUAGAAAUUAGGUGCAGGAGUAGGCCAUUCGGCCCUUCGAGCCUGCACCGCCAUUCAAUAUGAUCAUGGCUGAUCAUCCAACUCAGUAUCCCGUACCUGCCUUCUCUCCAUACCCCCUGAUCCCCUUAGCCACAAGGGCCACAUCUAACUCCCUCUUAAAUAUAGCCAAUGAACUGGCCUCAACUACCCACUGUGGCAGAGAGUUCCAGAGAUUCACCACUCUCUGUGUGAAAAAAGUUCUUCUCAUCUCGGUUUUAAAGGAUUUCCCCCUUAUCCUUAAGUGUACAAUGUACAAAUAUACAAUUACCUGUACGUGGGAAGGGCCUUCAUCCCUCUGGUCCCUGUGCAGAUGGGCAUGGGAUGGUGACUCUCUGCACCUAUUCAAGUGAGCAGGGGCUUCAACCCUCUGUUCCUCGAGUAAGUGGGCAGGUGAUGGUGUCUCUCUGUCACUGGUUGAAGUAGGCAAGGGCUCCAUCUCAUUGGGACACUGGGAAUCCUCAGCAGGUUAGUUGGUGUUUGUGGAGAAUUCAGGUAAUUGACAUUCAUGGUGCUGAAAUCCCAACUUGCUCCAACACGGUAUCCCUGACCUAGAACGUAGAACAGUACAGCACAAGGACAGGCCCUUCGGCCCACGAUGUAUGUGCAGAACAUGAUGCAACAUCAUCUGCUGUGCAUCUACAGCACUUUGUGCAUUCAUUUUGGAUUAAUGAAAUCUGCUUUAAUAAAAGUUUUUUUUUUUUAAUGUCCUUCCCAUACUCUCCACAACAGCAAUGUCAUUGCUACAAACUUCAGAUAGAGCCUGAGGCAACAAACACCCUGUACAUGGGGAAUAAGGUAUUGUGCAGUAUCCCUGUACACAGCGAGACACUGCUGCUGCUGCUGCUGCUGCUGCUGCUGCACAAACUGCAGGCUGUCACCAAACUCCCGGAUGCCAGAUUUCUACCUUUUACUGGAGAGAUUAAAGAAGCCACGAUGCCACAGCACCUGUACGUCAUCACCUCCAGCGACAGCAGAAGGAAUAGAAUAGACCAUAUGCAAACCACGGCAAAUGCUGUUCAGAUUGACUGAGAUCUGAAUGUGGCAGCACCUGUUUUAACUGUAGCAACGGAAGAAACCUUAAUAUUUUUUUGGUCUCCAUUUAUUCUAACCACUUUCUGUAUUAACUCCUUGUUACUGUUCUGUAUACACAUCGCCUCUGCCUAAAAGGCUGAUUGCUUUUCUAAUGCAAAUGUAACAAUAAAAUGGCGUGAAAAUCA